AUGCUUCUUGCGGUGCUAGAAGUAGACGCAGCGGCCAUUUGUGCGAGUAUUCCGAUCUUUUGGCCCGUGAUGGUCACACAUUUGGGUGGUAUAUUCGUGACAAAAGAGAUGAGCAUUAUUCGAGAGAUGAGAUAUACCCAAGAAGAUGGGAUCGAGCUGAUGGGAAAGCAAUAUGAUGAUGUUGAGAGCGACUUGAAAGCAAAGCACACUGGCGCUAUACAGAGCAGCGAAGAUCAUUAUCGAGAUCGUUACGUAAUGCAACAAGUCGACCCAUUCGGCAUCUCUGAAGUAUCAGUUGAGUGUGGCGCCGAGCUUGUGGCAGAGAAAAAUAUUGGGUGCUAA
Molecule: messenger RNA, 342 nt
Organism: Truncatella angustata
Lineage: Eukaryota; Fungi; Ascomycota; Sordariomycetes; Amphisphaeriales; Sporocadaceae
Exons: 1
Coding region: 1-342 (113 amino acids)
Source: RefSeq, a predicted model, not a curated record